AUGGAUCAAACUACUGUCUAUAAUAACAUUGUUUUGGAUAUCGAAGGGACUUUGUGCCCUAUAUCUUUUGUAAAAGAUCAGCUGUUUCCUUAUUUCAUCAAAGAGCUACCCACAUAUAUUUCAAAGUAUGAUUUUCCCUUGGAUCCAGAGAAGAAGUCUAACGAUGAAAUAGAAAAAUUGUUAACCAAGUUUGACAAGAGUUUUUAUCAAAACAAAGAGGAAUUAUUGAAUCAUGUCAGAAAGUUGGUUGCAGAUGAUAUUAAAGAUCCAGUUUUGAAACAACUACAAGGGUUUAUAUGGGAACAGGGAUAUACAACUGGUACUAUAAUGGCACCCCUUUUUGAGGAUUCCAUAGAAGCCAUGAAACUGUGGUCCAUUUUGUGUGAUGGUCUCUACAUUUAUAGCAGUGGGAGUGUGAAAGCCCAGAAAUUGUUAUUUGGAAACGUUGAAAUCAAAAGAAGUAACGGAAGUUUAGAAUGUGCCGACCUCAACAACUUAAUCACUGAUUACUUCGAUACUGUAAACACGGGGAAUAAGACUAAAAUUGAAAGUUACAGCAAAAUAUUGAAGAAUAUAGGAGUAGUUGAUGAGGAGGGAAAAAGAAAAUGCCUUUUUUUGAGUGACAACCCAUUGGAAGUACAGGCAGCAAUUGAGGCUGGGAUGACCAGUUUUGUUGUAGAGAAACCCGGAAAUCACCCAUUAUCAGAAAAAGAUAGAAAAUCUUAUACAAUUAUUACAGACUUCAAGUCACUAUUUGGGUCUCAAUAA
Messenger RNA from Pichia membranifaciens NRRL Y-2026, 768 nucleotides. RefSeq lists its product as hypothetical. The transcript has a single exon. The coding region runs from base 1 to 768 and encodes 255 amino acids. Gene Ontology annotation, molecular function: magnesium ion binding; acireductone synthase activity. NCBI's taxonomy places the organism in Eukaryota, Fungi, Ascomycota, Pichiomycetes, Pichiales, Pichiaceae. The record is from RefSeq and is a predicted model, not a curated record.